Triticum aestivum (bread wheat) is the source of this 1060-nucleotide messenger RNA. RefSeq names its product serine/arginine repetitive matrix protein 3. The transcript has 4 exons. Bases 1 to 837 code for a protein of 278 amino acids. The record is from RefSeq and is a predicted model, not a curated record. Lineage: Eukaryota; Viridiplantae; Streptophyta; Magnoliopsida; Poales; Poaceae.
AUGGGGCCAUUGACUGGGUCAACAGCACAGUCAACAGGGCCAUUGGGCCAUAACGGGUUUGGGCAACAGGCGGAGGCCAAACCCACCCGGGUGCGGGACAACGCCGACGCGGAGCCACCAGCGUGCGCGUGGGCCGGCCGGAGCUGCCCCGGCCACGGCGAGCAGAGGGGGCGGCACGGCAAGGGUGGGCGCGCGAAGAGGGGAAGCAGGGAGGCUACGGCGGAGGGAGAGCAGCGGCAGGGGCGAAAGCGGGAGGAGGGGCGCGCAGCGGCGAGCAGCCUCUCGGUCGAUCCCAUCUCUCCCGAUCCCCUCGCUCCUUGCCUCUUUCCUCCUCGCGCCGCCACCCACAGAGGGAAGCGUUCACGCUCUCGCUUGACCAACUUUCAUGCUCGCCUUGCCGUGCCGCCCGGCCGUGCUGCCCCGCAGCUCCUCCCGCCGUCCUCGCACCGCCACCUAGAUCUCCGCGCCCGGUCGUGGGCGGCGCUCACCGGCGCGCGUGUGCGCUCACCUGAGCCGCCCGUCCACCGCCUCGUCACCGGCGGCCCCCGCCUAGUCGGCCACCGAAGCAAGCCGGCCAACACCACCGGCUCCUUCUACGCGACGCCCGUACCCUCCUCCGCCGGCAGGCCCGCACCCAUGUCGAGCGGGGGAGCUCGCGCCAGAGCCUUCCUCCCCAAAGCCAUGGCGUCCACUGUGGAUGCACCAUCUCCGUCGCGCCCUCCUUCUACUCACCAUCGCUACAUUGGAGCCCAGGAGCCAGACGCCACCGACGACGAAUCCUACUACAUUGGAGGUCCCUACUACUACGUGCAGGCUGCCAAUGACGACCGGAAGUAGUUUAGAAGGAUCCCAGACAAGUGGCCUACGCCUCUUUCGAUCUGUAUCCCAGUUUGUACUAGCCAUCUUAUGGCAACUUGUUUAACUUAUGUCUGUACUCAGAUAUUGUUGCUUCCGCUGACUCGUCUAUGAUCGAGCACUUGUAUUUGAGCCCUCAAGGCCCCCAGCUUGUAUUAUGAUGCUUGUAUGACUUAUUUAUUUUUAGAGUUGUGUUGCACUGGUA